GCGCUCGAUCAGUGGACUGAUUACGUCAAUAGGAGGCAGAAGAGUAAGGUAUCGGCCAUGGCUUUUUCAAGCUUUAAUCGUAUAUUCGCGAGAAAUUUCGCGACUGCAGCAGGAAAGUCUGAAAAAGGGGAUGCUACACGUUUGUGGAGAAAUUUAUACAUAUUCGUUGGCUUUCCAGCCACUUUGUUAGGUUUAUUGAAUGUCUAUCUAAACAGCGAUCAUCAUUCUAAACCAGAAUUUAUUCCUUAUGAACAUUUAAGAAUUAGAACCAGGCGGUUUCCUUGGGGAGAUGGACAGCAAUCAUUGUUUCAUAAUCCGCACGUAAAUGCCUUACCUACGGGCUAUGAAGAGUAAUAAGAAAUCUGCUAGUGCUAUUAAAAUUUAGAUUGUUCGUCGAAAGGUAAUAUAUAUAAAUAAACAAAACCUUUGUUCCACCAACCUGGAAACAGUUUCAAUAAAUUAACGAGUUUUUCUCUUA
Messenger RNA from Vespula pensylvanica (western yellowjacket), 478 nucleotides. RefSeq names its product cytochrome c oxidase subunit 6A1, mitochondrial. Bases 58 to 354 code for a protein of 98 amino acids. The record is from RefSeq and is a predicted model, not a curated record. Gene Ontology annotation, cellular component: mitochondrial inner membrane. NCBI's taxonomy places the organism in Eukaryota, Metazoa, Arthropoda, Insecta, Hymenoptera, Vespidae. Gene Ontology annotation, biological process: mitochondrial electron transport, cytochrome c to oxygen. Gene Ontology annotation, molecular function: enzyme regulator activity. The transcript has 3 exons.